Molecule: messenger RNA, 3400 nt
Organism: Engraulis encrasicolus (European anchovy)
Lineage: Eukaryota; Metazoa; Chordata; Actinopteri; Clupeiformes; Engraulidae
Gene: kif3a
Product: kinesin family member 3A
Exons: 17
Coding region: 176-2290 (704 amino acids)
Biological process (GO): spindle elongation; microtubule-based movement; mitotic spindle organization
Cellular component (GO): microtubule associated complex
Molecular function (GO): microtubule motor activity; microtubule binding; ATP binding
Source: RefSeq, a predicted model, not a curated record
CCCAGUUUGGGGAUGAGCAAGGAAAACAUACAAAACAGGACAAGGCAUGUAACUGAACAAUUGUGUAUAGUAAAAUACCUAAUCACGACAGCUACAGCAACGACUUCGUUCUUGCACGUCCAGACUUUGUAGCUGUGUCGUCUGUUUCGAUCGACGACCUCAUUUAUCAUCAACAAUGCCGAGCAACAAGGGCGAUAAAGGCGAGCGGUCGGAGGUUAGCGACAAUGUCAAAGUGGUGGUGCGAUGUCGUCCGCUCAACCAGAAGGAGAAGAUGCAGGGUCACAAACAGUCCGUCAGCGUGGACGAGAUGAGGGGCACCAUCACUGUCAACAAGCACGAGACGCCCAACGAGCCGCCAAAGACGUUCACCUUCGACACCGUAUUUGGGCCCGACAGUAAACAGUUGGAUGUGUACAACUUGACAGCAAGGCCCAUUGUAGACUCUGUGCUAGAGGGUUAUAAUGGAACGAUAUUUGCCUAUGGACAGACGGGAACAGGCAAAACGUUCACCAUGGAAGGUGUGCGGGCUGUUCCUGAGCUCAGAGGUAUCAUCCCGAACUCCUUCGCUCACGUCUUUGGGCACAUCGCCAAGGCGGAGGGAGACACCAGGUUUUUAGUCAGAGUGUCCUAUCUGGAGAUCUACAAUGAAGAAGUGCGAGACCUGUUGGGCAAAGACCAAAUGCAGAGAUUGGAGGUAAAAGAGAGACCAGAUGUGGGAGUGUACAUCAAAGACCUGUCUGGAUAUGUGGUGAACAACGCAGAUGACAUGGACAGAAUCAUGACCCUGGGACACAAGAACCGUUCUGUGGGGGCGACCAACAUGAACGAGCACAGCUCGCGCUCCCACGCCAUCUUCACCAUCACCAUCGAGUGCAGCGAGAAGGGCGUGGACGGAAACCAGCACGUGCGCAUGGGCAAACUCCACCUGGUGGACCUGGCGGGCUCAGAGCGUCAGGGCAAGACGGGCGCCACGGGCCAGCGUCUGAAGGAGGCCACCAAGAUCAACCUGUCCCUGUCCACCCUGGGCAACGUCAUCUCGGCGCUGGUGGACGGCAAGAGCACCCAUGUGCCCUACCGCAACUCCAAACUCACACGCCUGCUCCAGGAUUCACUGGGAGGAAACUCCAAGACCAUGAUGUGUGCCAACAUCGGGCCUGCAGACUACAACUAUGACGAAACCAUCAGCACACUGCGCUACGCUAACCGCGCUAAGAACAUCAAGAACAAGGCUCGCAUCAACGAGGAUCCCAAAGACGCCCUGCUGCGGCAGUUCCAGAAGGAGAUCGAGGAGCUCAAGAAGAAGCUGGAAGAGGGAGAGGAGAUCUCUGGUUCGGAGGGCAGCGGGUCGGAGGAGAUGGACGAAGGAGAUGACGAGGCGGGAGGAGAGGGUGGAGAACGCCGACGCAAGCGCAGAGGGAGGAAGAAGGUGUCCCCGGACAAGAUGGUGGAGAUGCAGGCGAAGAUUGAGGAGGAGCGUCGGGCUCUGGAGGCCCAGCUGGACAUGGAGGAGGAGGAGCGCAACAAGGCCCGCGCCGAGCUGGAGAAGAGGGAGAAGGACCUGCAGAAGGCACAGCAGGAGCACCACCUGCUGCUGGAGAAGCUGUCUGCCCUGGAGAAGAAGGUGAUCGUGGGCGGCGUGGACCUGCUGGCCAAGGCGGAGGAGCAGGAGAAGCUCCUGGAGGAGUCCAACCAGGAGCUGGAGGAGAGACGGCACCGCGCAGAGCAGCUGCGCAGAGAGCUGCAGGAGAAGGAGCAAGAGCGUCUGGACAUUGAGGAGAAGUACACCAGCCUGCAGGAGGAGGCCCAGGGCAAGACCAAGAAGCUGAAGAAGGUCUGGACCAUGCUGAUGGCCGCUAAGUCUGAGAUGGCUGAUCUGCAGCAGGAGCAUCAUCGUGAGAUCGAGGGGCUGCUGGAGAACAUUCGCCACCUGAGCCGGGAGCUGCGGCUGCAGAUGCUCAUCAUAGACAACUUCAUCCCUCAGGAGUACCAGGAGAUGAUCGAGAACUACGUGCACUGGAAUGAAGACAUUGGAGAGUGGCAGUUGAAAUGUGUUGCGUACACUGGUAACAACAUGCGGAAACAGACCCCCGUGUCAGACAAGAAGGAGAAGGAUCCGUUUGAGGUGGACCUGUCCCACGUGUACCUGGCCUACACGGAGGAGAGCAUGCGGCAGUCCCUUAUGAAGCUGGAGAGGCCCCGCACCUCCAAGAGCGGCAAGGGCCGGCCCAAAACGGGACGCAGGAAGCGUUCAUCCAAGCCAGAGGCCGUGAUCGAAUCCUUGCUGCAGUGAGCACUGGUGAAGAAAUGGGAGAGUACCGAUGAAGAGGAGACCAGGUGACCGCUUUGUUUUUUAGAAGAACUCUAAUCGUUUCCACACACCUUGAGUCACCUGUUAUGGAGAAGGUUUAAAAUGUCUGACCACUGUUUGAGAAAAAAAAAACCUCUGUUGUUAUGAUGACUUAAGGUAACAUUUCAGGAAAAGAAAAAAAGUCUUACACGUUUGCCCUCUUGUAUUAUAAUCUGAACAGUAGGCGUCAUGAAUGUGGGUGCAUUAGAUAAAUGAACAGGGAAGUUGGCCGAGAUGCUCUGCAGGCUUGUAAUCAAUGUUAUCUUGUAAUAUUCUGUCUUUACAACCUGGAAGCAGUUUUAAGGAGAAGAAAAAAAAAGUUUUGUCCUUUAACCAUUUAUCAAUUCGUAACAAUCUAUGUCUGGACAACUCUUUUAGGAAAAAAUGUUUUAUUCAUGUCUUGAUCCUUGUAUAAGAACAUCUGGACAGUAGUGUUUUCCCACGACUAAAUCUGGGGUGUGUUUCUCGACAACUUUGUUGCUAGAUAAGUUAGCAACUUCACUGGUUGCAAUGUGAUUUCCCAUUGGAAACCUAGUAAGUUGCUAACUGGUUAGCAACGAUGCUUUCGAGAAACGGGGUCCUUGAUGGCAGUGACGGUGGUGGAGGAGUGGUUGCAGGCCUUCUGGUGAUUCAUACAGGUGUCCACCUUACUGUUAGGGAAGUGCAAUGAAACCUUUUACCAGUCAUGGUAGUAUGUAUGUUUGUGUGCGCUGUACUUUUCUCUCUCUCUCUCUCUCGCUCGCUCUCUCUCUCUCUUUCUCCCUUUUUUAUUUGAAUGGUGUGAUUGGUGGUUGGGUUGGAGGUUAGCCGAGAAAAAAAAGAAACCCUUGCAUGCGAUAUCAACACCUCCCCUCUCUCCCCUGAUCUCCUUUACACUUUUUUAGUAGUGCCAGCUGACUCGAGGUUUCUUUUUGUUUCUUUUUUUUUUUUUGCUUGAUUGUUUUUUUUUUUAUGGUCAUUAUCAUUUUUGUAUUACAUUUCAGAAUGUUUACAUGUUGUGUGCUUUCUUUUGAAGAAUGUCUGUUAAUUUAUUAAAUUAUUUUACUGACUUAA